AUGAAAAAUGAUGUGGCAUUGCAUGUUUCCAAAUGCCUAACUUGUCAAAAAGUCAAAAUUGAACACCAAAGACCAGCAAGAACCCUUCAACCUUUGGAGAUUCCACAGUGGAAAUGGGAGAUCAUUACUAUGGAUUUUGUGUUGGGUUUACCAAGGACUCGGAUAGGUUGUGAUGCUAUUUGGGUGGUUGUAGAUCGACUGACCAAGUCAGCUCAUUUUCUGCCUAUUCGGAUAAGUUGUACUAUGGAGGAGUUGGCGCGGCUAUACAUAAACGAGAUUGUGAGGUUACAUGGUGUACCUUCCACCAUUGUAUCUGAUAGAGAUCCUCGCUUCACAUCACGAUGGCCAAUCAGAAAGAACAAUCCAAACCUUGGAAGAUAUGCUAAGAGCUUGUGUAUUGGACCAGCAGGCGAGCUGGGAUCGAUAUAUGCCUCUGGAGAAAAGAGCUUGAUAGGGCCUGAAAUGAUAAGUGAAACCACUGAGCAAAUAAAGAAAAUCCGUAGUCGAAUGCUUGUGGCUCAAAGCCGUCAGAAAAGCUAUGCUGACCAAAGACGGAAGCCUUUAGAGUUUGAGGAAGGAGAACACGUUUUCCUGAAGGUUAUUCUGACCACUGGAAUAGGGAGAUCCAUCAAAACUAAGAAGUUAAAUCCCCGUUACAUUGGGCUGUUUGAAAUCCUAAAGAGAAUUGGACCAGUGGUGUAUAGGAUCGCUUUGCCACCACACCUUUCGAACCUGCAUGACGUGUUUCACAUAUUGCAGCUUCGUAAGUACGCUUUUGAUCCUAGUCAUAUCCUAGAGCCAUAA
This is a messenger RNA of Arachis ipaensis, 804 nucleotides long. Lineage: Eukaryota; Viridiplantae; Streptophyta; Magnoliopsida; Fabales; Fabaceae. The record is from RefSeq and is a predicted model, not a curated record.